Molecule: messenger RNA, 817 nt
Organism: Blepharisma stoltei
Lineage: Eukaryota; Ciliophora; Heterotrichea; Heterotrichida; Blepharismidae
Source: the annotation of a GenBank genome assembly
AUGAAUGCAAGACUCAGCGUAAUCUCCGAAAUAUCUGAAGCAAGAGAUCUUAAUCUUAAUUAACUUUAGCUUGGGUAGCUUACCUUUCAUAGGGUUAGCUGCCUAAGAAACAGUUUCUAGCUCCACAAGUCUUCUCAAGACGCUAAGGCGGCUGCAUCUCUAUGAGUCCCCAAAUGUUCGUGCCUAGAAGCAAGAGAAAUCAGCAAUCCUCCUUCACGGUCAAAUACUUUGAAUGGAGCUUUAUUGCACAAAGACGGAAAAUUUCCAGAUUUUUUCAGAUCAGCUAUGAGUGAUUCGCUAGGCUUACCAAUAAAGAAGUUUGAUAGUGGACUGGACACCAGUGUAAUGGAAUCAUUUUGUUCAUCCAUCGUUCCACGAACAAACAAAUAUAUUAAAAUAUCCUAAUUUUUGGGACAUAAAUAAUUCUUGAAGAUCCAUUUAAUAGACUAUCCUGAAAUACCAUAAUGGUAUUUUCUAAAAAUUUUUUGUACCAUUAAAAUGACUGGUAUUUUCUGGACUUUAAUUAGUAUAUUCCAUAUGAAAAUUAUAUAAUAAAAAUUAAGAAUUUGUAUUUUAAAACAUAAUUUUUAUGAAAUAAUUUAGCGUUUCCCUUUUAAAUUAUUACAGAUUUUGAAAAUAAUCAAAUAAUACUAGAUUUAAUAUACACUACCUUUCUGUUAGUGAACUAAAAAAUCUUGUUUGCUAUCUGAGGACUGAUUCAGAUAUUUCUCAAAGACCAGAAACAGAUUUAGACAAAUUAAUUAACUCAAAAAUCAUCCCAAGAGGAAAGUGCUCGUGUGCUUGUGCUAUUUACUAA